Messenger RNA from Pangasianodon hypophthalmus (striped catfish), 1137 nucleotides. RefSeq names its product prostaglandin D2 synthase a (gene ptgdsa). Bases 38 to 592 code for a protein of 184 amino acids. The transcript is spliced from 7 exons. Gene Ontology annotation, molecular function: small molecule binding. The record is from RefSeq and is a predicted model, not a curated record. NCBI's taxonomy places the organism in Eukaryota, Metazoa, Chordata, Actinopteri, Siluriformes, Pangasiidae.
GUUUUUGUUCAGUCUGUUUUUUUUUCUCUGGAGCUCCAUGAUGAAGAUCACGCUGGUGAGCAUCACCGUGACCAUCGCGCUCCUGAUGGAGGUCCACGCUGACGUCCAGCCGCAGAAGAACUUUGACCUGAAGAGGUUCGCAGGUCGGUGGUACCGCGUCGGUCUGGCGUACAACUCGCCCAGCUUCGCUCGGCACAGGAACAAGCUGACGAUCUGUAUGGGCGUGGUGGAACCGAAGGAGAACGGCGGCGUCAUGAUGACGGUGUGGAAAACGAAGUCCUCCGUCUGCCAGAAAGAAGUCUACAAAUAUGAGAAGACGUCCGUACCUGGCGUGUUCACGUACUUCAGCACACGACACAGCCGGGUGAAGGACAUCACUGUGGUGGAGACAAACUACAGCGAGUUUGCUGUCAUUUAUAAACACAAGAAGUUCAACAGGGAAUUCUCUCAGGUGUCUCUGUACAGUCGUAGUCAGAAGUUGAGAUCAGAAGUGAUUGAGAAGUUUAAAAAAUACGCCAUGCAGCACGGCUUCCCUGAAGAGUCCAUUACAAUUCCACCACCAGCAGAUAACUGUCCUCCCACACGCCACUGAUGUCGUGUUGUGGGAGUGUGAUGAGCCUCAGACGGGACGUUCUCUACAGAGCACAGACCCCGAACCGGAUCUCCAGGCUCGAUCAGGAGAACCGAUUUCUGUACCUUAACCAGCUGUUCAUGUUCAUGUUCAUGUUCAUGUUAAUCCCAUAUAAAGUCGAUAUAUUCGUGCUGGUGUGAAAUCCGAGUCUCUGUAAUGCGAGAUACUACAGGUACUUUUUUUAAAAUAUUGGUAUGUAUUUAAAAAUAAAUGUACAUUUAUUUAUGCAAAUGAGGCUUCAUUUCAUUUAAUACACACAAAUUUGCGUCCUGAAUACAACUUACAAAAUCUAGUCUUUAGAUGUUAGAGUUGACAUUUGGAUGAGAUUUAUUCCUACAGUUGAAGAGAAGCUAUUUUAUAGAUUUAUAGAUUAUCAGAAAAAAAACAAACUGAAAAACUAUUUACCUGAACUGUCAUUUUGACCUGUAGUGUGAUUUCCAGCAAAAAAAAAAAAAAAUUGAAAAUACAGAAAAAUAAAGAAUGAUUUUUCUUCUAACUGGCCAGUG